AUGUCAGCAGCAAGCGUCACCGAUGAAUCGUUGGGCCUAUCAUCCGCUAAUGUCGCCCUUGGCGCACUUCCCUUUCCGUCCCUGCCUUCCAGGCGCCGUCGUCGCAUGAAUUCUCCUCUGCCGUCACCUCAAGACCUCCAAUCUCAUCUCUAUCACGCUUUCCUCGACGGCAAGACCGCGGAUGUCGCCCUGCGCAUCUCGGGCUCUUGGCACGCCGUAUAUCAUCUUCACAGAGUCGUCUUGAUCCAGUCGGAAUUUUUUCGCUCGCUCUUCACUGCAGGCUUUGUGGAAGCAUCGCCUAGGCUGCCGAGCCAUUAUGCAGGCCCGGACGAAAUUAACAUUGUAUUUGAUGAUCACAACAUAACUCGUGCAGCAUUCGAAGUCUGUGUUUCUCGCCUAUAUGGAGGUGGCCCGCCGCUGCAUGUUUGUCCAUGUCUGCGGCCAACUUUUUCCCGCCCAUUAACCCCAGGUUUCCCGUAUCAGUCCAAGCAUGAGACACCUCCUGGUCACCAGGCCGCAACACCCCAGUUCUUGCUGUCACUUCUUGCCACAUCCAUUUACCUAUCUAUCCCUUCUUUAGCUUCUCAAGCGCUUUCAUCUAUAUGCGGCACCCUCGGUCCCUAUACCGUCAUCCAGUAUCUUAACUUCUCUCUCGGAAAGUGCACCCGUUCGGAGGGUGCCGCUGAGGGUGCGGUGGGGCUGGAGAGUGUAGCAGAGCUCCUGAAAGACCAAGAUUCCGACAAUGACAAAUCUAUUUUACCGUCACUUUCGAGGAACAACCGUCCAAAUUCGGUUCCUACUUCUUCUUUCGAGCCGACUGAAGAUGGCAUGUCGCUCAAAUCUCAUCCGGCUUCUACCCAGUCGCGUAGUCAGACUCCGCCAGAGCCUGUGACUUUUCAUUACGGCGCAGUGUCGGACAAGAUUGGCGAGGCUGCUGCAGCCUGGCUAUCUCGUUGGGGUCCUGAUAUUCUCAGUUACGAAGAGAAAGUUGUCGAGGGCGUGUUGGACAAGGACGUUCCUCCCUUACCUUCUCACCCAAAGACAAUUCGACGCCGAGCAAAAACCCUGGACUCCGCCAUUCGUGCGGAAGUCGUAGAUGCGGCCAGUACUUCUGUCACGAUACCAACUAUCCCAGUGAUAUGGAGGCGCGGUGGUCUAAGCCCUCAUUGGGUCAAAGCCCUCAUCUCGUCGGAUUCUUUUUUCGCAAGGGAUGAGAUGGAACGAUACGACUUCGCGAAGCGAGCCGUUAAACUGCGGAGGAAGCAGGGUGGAAUAGAUUCAGGUGAGGAGGCGAUUUGGAAAGAGAUGUUUGAAACUGGAAUAUACUAUGCUAACAUGGUGCCAGAAGAUAUUAUCAAGAUAUCAUCCGAUGUGUGUCCCACAACAGAACAACCCUACGUGUCCCUGUCCGUACUCCAGGCGGCGAAUUGGUCUCAAACCCUUCUUCGACACGACCUUACAUUCCGUCCUACUUCUUCUACACCAACACUGGCUUCCGUUAAAGGCAAAGAAAAGGACAUUGGCAUAACAUUUUCGAGAGACUAUUUCCUCAAUGGAGGCAUCAAGCAUAAAGACGGCCCAUUCUAUCUUGUUCCCGUCGACCAGGCUUUACGAAUUGGCGAAAAUGGUGGGCCAUCGUCCGAAGUCAAGGAAAUAUCGAUGGAGCAGUUGUUCGCGCACUCUCACUCUCCUUAUUCGCUCUCCUCUGAAGAAAAUUUAAAUGCCAAGUUCCAGUCCGACAAGGUCUCAAGCUAUCCUAUCACAUUUAACCAGUCAAGUUUCUUUGGUCUUCUACCAAAUUAUUACACACCGACUUCGAUACGAGACGCCUCCACCGAUCCGAAAGCCAUCUACUCUCCUUACCCUCCGUUCCGAUUUUCAGUCGAAUUCUGGGAUACCGAUCACUUGAAGGAGAAGAAAAAAUUACACUCCCAAACCAUCUGGUAUGCUGGUAGCCUGUUCAACGUCUACAUCCAAGUUAUGAAGAAGGAAUCCACGGUUUCGGGCAAGGACAGCCAGACUAGUCAAUUAGGCAUAUACUUAUGUCGACAGAGCACUGUGGAAGCAAUUCCCGCCCGAAGUGCGCCAAAUCCAUUGGUAGUACGACAGAGCAACGACAGAGACUUGACGUCUAGUCCGUCUGACCACAGUCAAAGCACAAGUGCCGGACGCAGUCGGGUAAUAUCGUCAUCAAGCGCUACAUCUCAACCCGCACCGCCCGUUAACCCUAGUCCUCUGACUCCAACGCAUAGCACGACACCGUCGUUGAGUCCUUCUUUGUCGUCAUCUUUACCCUCAUAUCACUCCUUCCCGGAUCGGCCUGGUACUAAUAGCUCGACCGCACCGAGUUACCGAGAUACGCAUGGGUAUCCAUACAGCCUUCCGUAUACCCUCCCGGGUACCGCGCCUUCUCAGCCAUACCGAGAUCCUCGAUCGAGUGUUUCCGCCUACUUCAUGAUCUACUGCGCAAAUCCUAUAGGUAGCUCACAGACACGGUAUAAGAGCAGCCCAGAUGUGUUCAAGAUUAGUCAGAGUUGGGGAUGGAAGAGCAGUUCGUUGAAGGGGGAGGAUAAACCGGUUGGAGAUGAUGCCGAUGACGAAGGUAACAUUAUCAACCUUCAGGGAUCUAAGGUUAGUUUGAGGGCGACGGUUGUUCUUGGGAUCGUGUAG
This is a messenger RNA of Guyanagaster necrorhizus, 2670 nucleotides long. RefSeq lists its product as uncharacterized. The record is from RefSeq and is a predicted model, not a curated record. Gene Ontology annotation, molecular function: protein binding. The coding region runs from base 1 to 2670 and encodes 889 amino acids. NCBI's taxonomy places the organism in Eukaryota, Fungi, Basidiomycota, Agaricomycetes, Agaricales, Physalacriaceae. The transcript is spliced from 5 exons.